This is a messenger RNA of Loa loa (African eye worm), 375 nucleotides long. RefSeq lists its product as hypothetical. NCBI's taxonomy places the organism in Eukaryota, Metazoa, Nematoda, Chromadorea, Rhabditida, Onchocercidae. The record is from RefSeq and is a predicted model, not a curated record. The transcript has 5 exons. The coding region runs from base 1 to 375 and encodes 124 amino acids.
AUGAGUACCAUCGCUUUACGGAAAGUUUCGAGGACUCAAGACUUAAAUAUCUUCCAUAUUAUUUUGAAAUGGAAAGGACGCAUUGGUUAUUUCGAAAUCGUUGGAGAUAAGUUUUUUUGUAUUCUUCAACAACUGGUCAUUACCACAAAGGUCCAAUUUUCACUUUCCUGGAUAGAUUGGGGUAAUUUUGGUCUGCCAGGGAACGAUUCAUCAAAUUCAAAUUUUCGCCUGAUCGACUUUUUAGGACAAAAAUAUUCAUUUGACAAAUUUGAAAGUGAAGUAAAAGGUUUUGAUUGUUACACUGUGGCAACAUUGACCAUUAGUUUUUACUGGAAAGCAGCUGAAAAAUGUUUUUGCCCAAUGACUUCUACAUAA